AUGGAAAUCGAUGAAGCAACUUUUGUCACCUUGAUCAACCCCAACCAGUUCCCUGCCAAGUUGUGGCGUUUGGUGAACGAUCCUCAGAUUCACUCAAUCUGGUGGGACGCCAGCGGGGAAGGAAUACUUGUCCAUCAGCAAGCCUUCGAAGCUGAAGUGCUAUUGUCCCAACCCAGGCAUUUGUCUGAGUACUUCAGAACGACAGAUUUCGUCAGUUUCAUUCGCCAGCUGAACCUGUACGGUUUCAGAAAAGAACGCAUAGACCGUGACGUCUCAGACAAGCAUCCCAACCGACUCACGCCUCUCAACAAGGCCAAGCUCGCCGGGAGAGAGGUGACCAGCAGGAAAUCAAAACAUUUCCAUCAUAUGAUGCUGAAUUCGCCACAGGAAACCUCUGGCUUAAUGAAAACAGGUUCAGUCUUGCUUGGACAUCAGGGAACCCCUUACCACCUUCCCUGUAAUGGCCCUCAGCAGGAGAAGGACUGCGACAGAACGUCCAAAUCCUCCCAAGCAUUUGUAGUGGGCCAUGGUGAUCCUUCUCCAGUUACAUUAAACACUAACGACGCUGUGCCUGUCCCUGUGUCUCACCACUUCCCAGUGGACUCGUCGAGUGCACAUCCCUCCAGCGUCAUGCACAUGCAGCAGGGCGUCAAACCUCAUCACUCACAGCACGGGUUUCACACACCAGUGUAUCAGCGCUGUAGCCCAGACGUCUUGGAUUCAAAAGUGCCAUGCUUUCAACAACCAGCUGCUUCCUACUCUCCUUGUGGCUAUUACCCUGGCCACUCAGUCAGAUACGCUCAUCCGAUUGAUCAGGAUCCAUACUGGAAAGCAGGUGAUGUUCCAGAGUCCAGGACGAGUGACAUGAAAGACAAAGAGAAAGUGGACCUGGACACUAUAUUCAAACUGGCGGAUGAAAUACAGGUUGAAGCUGCCGCAGGGACCAGUUACAUGAUAAGACAGCUUGACUAGGGAGCAC
This is a messenger RNA of Ictalurus punctatus (channel catfish), 979 nucleotides long. Its product is annotated as heat shock factor protein 5-like. Bases 1 to 972 code for a protein of 323 amino acids. NCBI's taxonomy places the organism in Eukaryota, Metazoa, Chordata, Actinopteri, Siluriformes, Ictaluridae. The transcript has 6 exons. The record is from RefSeq and is a predicted model, not a curated record. Gene Ontology annotation, biological process: regulation of DNA-templated transcription. Gene Ontology annotation, molecular function: sequence-specific DNA binding; DNA-binding transcription factor activity.